AAGCAUCACCUCAGAGACUGAAACUGACAGGCAUUUGGCAGCUGCUGAACCUCUCUCAGCAACAUGUGCCAUCUUUGAGGUGGUGUCAGCACAGCAGUCGAGCAAAGCUGUGCAGGAGCUGCUCCCAGAGUUGUUUCCUGUUCUCCUGCAGCAGGUCAGCCGAACCUCAGGACAAAAGAUGCCUUUGCCAAGGAUAAGCAGCUGGAGCCUAUUCCAAACAGACCAACAACAUACUGAGGGCAACCCUUGCCGGUUUUCUGUCCAAGCGUUAGAAUCUGUGCUUUCUAAAGCUGGGAAUGAGAGACUGGUGAGAGUGCUCAGGACGCAGAAAACAUGGAUUCUGCUUGAAAACCCCCAGACUCACCAUGAGGGAGUGUGUCUGCUGGUGAGUGGUCUGCUAAGAUUUGGACUAAUAACACUUGAGAUCAUCCAGAGCCUCCUCCCUGGUUCUGAAGUGAUUGGUGAGAGCAUGAAAGCACUGGCCAAAGUCCUGAAGGAGCUGAAAGAGAAGGACAUCGGUUCUUCCUUCAAAGACCUCACCGAACAGAUCCGGGCCUACUUUGACGAUGCCAAAGAAAAUGCAGAACUGCUGGAGAACUUGUACAGCACCACCAUCGCGUCCUUCAGUAGCAGCUGGGAAGGGAUCCGGGCAGGUGCCGCCAACUUAGCUGGUGAGAGAUGA
Mauremys reevesii (Reeves's turtle) is the source of this 682-nucleotide messenger RNA. Its product is annotated as maestro heat-like repeat-containing protein family member 2B. Gene Ontology annotation, cellular component: cytoplasm. The record is from RefSeq and is a predicted model, not a curated record. The transcript has 6 exons. Lineage: Eukaryota; Metazoa; Chordata; Testudines; Geoemydidae. The coding region runs from base 179 to 682 and encodes 167 amino acids.